Messenger RNA from Trichoderma asperellum CBS 433.97, 1976 nucleotides. RefSeq lists its product as uncharacterized. Gene Ontology annotation, cellular component: cytoplasm. The record is from RefSeq and is a predicted model, not a curated record. Gene Ontology annotation, molecular function: guanyl-nucleotide exchange factor activity; G-protein alpha-subunit binding. Lineage: Eukaryota; Fungi; Ascomycota; Sordariomycetes; Hypocreales; Hypocreaceae. Gene Ontology annotation, biological process: G protein-coupled receptor signaling pathway.
CUUAUUAAUCUCUUUUUUGGUCCGCUGCGCCCGCCUCUCAUGACUUUGGCCAACAAUCGCCAGACCUUCAUCUUCAUCACCUUUCUCUGCUCCUAACACCUCUCUCCCUCUCUCUUCUCUUUCACUCUCCAAUUCCUGAUAGCACCUUACUAAUCUUUAUAUUCUGUGCGUGCGCAGUCAUAUAUCGGUGGCGGCCAAUCAGAAGCACGUUCAUUUAUGCUGUAGCCAGCAGUCGUCAAAUCACUUGACCCUUGGACUGCCGUUUUGGGUUUCAGAUAUUCGCGGGCCUUUUUACGCGCAGUUCGGCGCGCCACACCCUUAUACUCGUCCAUGCUCUUGUUGAGCCUUUAAUCAACUUAUUCUCCAUCAUGUCCGGUCUCCAACUGGGCACAGCAACGGGCCCUGCCAAGCUUAAGGCAGUGACUGAACUGGUCAACAAGCUUGCAGAGGAUCUUGAUAAAGCCUCGCUUCUUCCUAAAGACCGAGAUGAGGCUCUGGAGGAACUCAAGAUCUACGGACGAGAUCCCCGGAAUGCAGAUCCUAUUUUUACCAAGGAGGGUAUCUCUAUGCUCUUACAGUAUGGUUUCCAAAGCUCGUCCAGUGAUACGUCUCGAGCUGCCUUGAGGGUUCUAGCCAAUUCCAUGUUACUAAAGCCCGAAACACGGCGGAUGCUUGUAGAUCAGGGAUUUGCUACGAAAGCCUGUGAUGGGCUUAAGACCGAUAACUGGGAUAAUGAGUUUCUUCAUUCCCGCAUCUUACUGCUUUCCACUUAUGGUACUAAAGAGCAUCUAAGUAAUCUUAUUACUGAGCACCAUCUGGCUGAGAAUAUCACGGAGAAUCUCGAUCGCCAUGCUCAGCUUGCUGCUACCAAGCCCCAGCAGCCACAACCUAUGGAAGACAUGGCGCUCUCCGAAAUUCUAAAACUUCUCUUCAACGUCACUCACUUUUGUAAAGAUGAAGCUUCUCACUUCGAUACCGCCGUUCCACACAUCGCUGCAUUAUUAUGGAAACAAGAUAUCCCAAGUUCCAAUCCCCUGGACUCGCCCUUUGGACCUCUAGUCAACGCUCUAAUCAAUCUUGAUAUAUCUACAGCCACAAACCAAGCUGCUAUAUACCCCAGCUCUGAACCAAACAAAGUUGCUGCCAGGCUAAUAUCUCUCCUCGAUAUCGCAAUGGCAACUUAUAACGAUAAUGAACUUGAAGUCACUGUCACUCCUCUAAUCAGCACGAUGCUCAAGAUUAGCGAGCAUGCUCCUAGCUCGGUGCGCGAGUAUAUCGGCAGCAAACUGCUGCCAACUGCAGAGGAUCGUAAAUCAGUCCUCGGCAGAGGUAAGACGCUCUCUGCAAGAUUGCUGAAGAAUUCUACCAAUCCAAUGACACCCGCGCUGCGAGAUGCAAUUGCCCACCUUCUAUUCGAGAUAUCGGAUAAAGACGCAUCAAAAUUUGUAGAGAAUGUCGGAUACGGAUUUGCUUCUGGCUUUUUGUUCAAGAACAACGUACCCAUUCCCGCAAGUGCGUCAACGACCUUCAACGCAGACGACUCCACGGGUGCCCAAAGGAUGGUGAAUCCCAUAACUGGACAGUUCAUAGACCAGGAAAAGGUUUCAGAACUGCCACCAAUGACUGAAGAUGAGAAGCUGCGCGAGGCAGAAAGGUUAUUUGUGCUCUUUGAACGACUUAAGAAGACUGGCGUCAUAGACGUUGAGAAUCCUGUUGUGCAAGCAAUGCGCGAAGGGAAAUUCCGUGAACUUGAUGACGACGAGGUUGAAGAGCUUGACUGAAUGCACCACCUACAAGACAGUAUAUAUAUAUACACCUGGACAUCCUCCGCAUAAGCAUAUUCUAAGGCAUAGCAUCUGAAGUUUCAGAACCAUUAGCCUUUGCGCGUGGCUGAGUUUUUUGUAUACUUAGAUGAACCGACGUCGACUUAACAUGAAUUUAGUAGAAUAGAAGUAAUCAACCACUGGUAACCUGCG